Molecule: messenger RNA, 1682 nt
Organism: Melanotaenia boesemani (Boeseman's rainbowfish)
Lineage: Eukaryota; Metazoa; Chordata; Actinopteri; Atheriniformes; Melanotaeniidae
Gene: fam185a
Product: family with sequence similarity 185 member A
Exons: 8
Coding region: 45-1280 (411 amino acids)
Source: RefSeq, a predicted model, not a curated record
AGCUGCGGUGACCAUGGUUGUUUCUGAAGGUACAUGUGGAUUGGAUGACUUUAGUUGAGGAGUUUGUGUGGUACCAGAAACAACGAAAAGCGUGGGUCACCGGUCAGGUCACCGAAAUGUUUUGGACAUCAGUAGUUCAACGAGGCUGUGUAGGACUUCUCCGCUGCUGGUCCCUGACAGUCAGCCCCAGGACUCUCACAAAUGUACGGUGCCCUCUUCUUACUUUCCGGUCUUUCUCCAGUUCUGCCUCCUUGUUUGCAACGCACGAGGAGGUCAAACCGUCUCCUCUGCGGCAGUGGGCUCUGGUCGUGAGCCCGUUCGCCACAGUGCGAGCCCAUUUAGACUGCAACAUUUCCAUCCGCCCGCUGGACCCGCACGCCUACCCCGAGGCUGAUCGAGCCUUCAUCACAGUCCACGGGGCUGACACUGAGCAGGAGGUAUGUCUGGACCACUUACACGUGCACUAUGACGAGAAGAGCAAAGAGCUGCUGAUCUCAGCUGAGAAGAUAAGCAGCGACGUGUCGAUUACGAUGGAUGCACCUAUCAAAAGUAACCUCUUCAUCACUGCUGGAGGAAAAGGCAGCGUGCAAGUGAAGAAAAUGGAGUGUGAUAUCUGCAAAGUGCAAACUAACGAAGGUAACUGUUUACUGCACUCUGUUAAGGGUCAUCAUGUUGAGGUGCAAUCCCACGGAGGGAAUAUUACAGGUGUGGGUACAAUCCAUGGCAAUGUGGACAUAAGUGCAAAAGGAGACAGUGAGGUGAAUGUUAAGAAGCUCCAGGGCACUGCAAUGAAUGUUUCAACCGAGAAUGGCCCUCUGAAGGUCAAAGCUAUCUAUGCCGAGUCCAGCUGUGUCUCCUCCUGCUCCGGGAGAAUCGAACUGGGGCAUGUACAUGGCAACGCUACAGUGAAAAACAUGUCUGGAGAUACAGUUAUAGAUGGUUCAAAUGGUUUCCUGAAGGUUUCCUCCUACAGCGGAGUCAUUGAUGUCUAUGUGGGAGAUGGCGGCUCCGCUGAACUCCAGAGUCAGGAAGGAGCCUUGAGUGUGCGUGUACCAUCCUCAUUAAGAGCUGGUGUGGAACUCUGUGGAGUGUCGGUGGAUAUCAGCCCAGAAGUCGUUCUGCAUGGAGUAGAAAAUGACACCACUGAUGGAUACACCACACUCACUGGCUUUAUCAAUGGAGAGUCUCCAGUGGAGCAGUGGGUUAAAGCCCGGGCAGACAGAGGUUCUGUCAGACUGAGAACACAAAGCUGGUUCGACUCACUAAAACUAGGGAGCUGAGUGACAGGAUUUCUUUGUUCAUAAUGUUGUCACUGCAUUGGGACUUAAAAUUUAAAUUCAAAUUCAGGUUUUACUACAACCUGUUCAGCUGAAUGUUAUUCGAUGAAUUAUUUAACUCAGGAUAUAUUGUGUGUAUAUAUAAUGAAGAAAGAGAAAUUUAUUCUAAUGUGUUUUUUUUAAUGGUGUGCUUGUGUUAAAAUCACUGUAUGUAUGAUGCCCCACAUAUGUAUCCCAUUGAAUUUGGGAGACAUACUGUACUCUAUGUGCUGGUUUGACAUCAAGUGUCAAAUUAUUUAAGUGAUUGAGUGUAAGUAUAUUUAAGUUCCCACAGAGAACUUCUUUAUGAUAUUUCUUGAAUAGUUAUUGUAUUUAAAGUCUUAACAACAGUAUGGAAUAGUUACU